Messenger RNA from Homalodisca vitripennis (glassy-winged sharpshooter), 1060 nucleotides. RefSeq names its product 5'-3' exoribonuclease 2-like. The transcript is spliced from 3 exons. Lineage: Eukaryota; Metazoa; Arthropoda; Insecta; Hemiptera; Cicadellidae. Gene Ontology annotation, cellular component: extracellular matrix. The coding region runs from base 1 to 945 and encodes 314 amino acids. The record is from RefSeq and is a predicted model, not a curated record.
AUGCACCCCGUCCCUGUCAUCUCUACUAUAUAUACUGGCAGAAGCGUCUUCCCUCACCACUCACCACUGACCGCUCACAUCUCAUCACUGGACAUGGCUCACCAGGUUUUGAUACUUGUGUCACUGGCCGUGGCGGCAGUGAACGCUGGGAACCUCGCAGCCCCCGGAGUUGCUCCCUACACCGCCCCCGUGGCACCAUACGCCGGUUCUUAUGCUGGCCGUGUCCCUCCCUACAGGGUAUGCUCCUGGAGCUUAUGGUGGAGCCUACGGAGGGGCUUAUGCUCCUGGUGCCUACGGAGGAGCUUAUGCUCCUGGAGCCUACGGUGGAGCUUAUGCUGCUGGUGCCUACGGUGGAGCUUAUGCCCCGGGGCUUACGCUCCUGGCGAGUACGACCCCAACCCUCAGUACACAUUCAGCUACAACGUCGCCGAGCCGCUGACUGGAGACUUCAAGGACCAGGAGGAGACCCGCAACGGAGAUGUGGUACAAGGACGCUACAGUCUGUUGGAAGCCGAUGGCUCCAGGAGGGUGGUAGAGUACACUGCUGAUCCUGUUGGAGGAUUUAACGCCGUCGUCAGCAAGGAGGGAGGAGUCGCUGUUCCUCCCGGUGCCGCCCCCGGUGUUACCGCCCCCGUUCCAUAUGCCCGACCAGGAGUCGCUCCCUACGCUGGUUAUGCUGGCCGUGUUGCUCCUUACGGCGCUGCCCCUUACGCUGCUGCCCCUUACGCUGCUGCCCCUUACGCUGCUGCUCCUUACGCUGCUGCACCUUACGCUGGUUCUUACGCUGGCAAAGCUCCAUAUGUUGCUCCGUUUGCCGGUAAAGCUCCCUACGCUGCACCAUACACUGGAACUUACGGUGCUCCUUAUGCUGCUCCCUACGCUGCUCCUUACGCCGGAAAAGCUGGAUACGGUGCUGCAGCCGCUGCUCCUUACCGUGCCUGGUAGUCAACUAAGUAGUUACCAUCGACGACCGCAUCUCGACUCAUUCUCAUUACAUUUACCAUUUCAUAAUUUGUACAAAGUGUUCAGUUUUAUAAUAUAACUAGGUGUACAGAGUUAA